Messenger RNA from Durusdinium trenchii, 2928 nucleotides. NCBI's taxonomy places the organism in Eukaryota, Dinophyceae, Suessiales, Symbiodiniaceae. The record is from the annotation of a GenBank genome assembly.
AUGACCAGCCACGUGACUGUGCGAUGGUACGUGGAUGACCAAGAGGUGCCCGACACAUCACAAUCUGGGCGCUUGAAUGUCGUGGGCGACAACUUCCCGGUAUUGAAACCAAUGGGAAGAUUGAAACACCCCAGGGCUGACGGCAGCUUCGUGUUGAGCAAGCUGACCAGUGAGCCCCAUUUGGAGGACUGUACAGUGACCAUCUCCCAUGGCAACUUCCAUGGUCGCAUUACUUUCGAGACCAGAGAGGAAGCGAUGGCGUUCUUGCAGACUGCCCUGAAGAAGGUUGCGAAGCAAACUCCGCCAGCUGUUCCUGCCGCUGUGGUGCCCGUGCCGAAGAAGACUGGGACCCAGAAGAGGCGACAUAUUGAUGAAGCUUUCACGGAGAUGUCCCUGCAUGGGCGCUCGGAGCUGCUGGGUGUCCAACACAAGGUGGAGGAAGUGUCUUCAAAGCGGAGAGCCAUUGACUCAAGGACGACCAGCUCACCGGAACAGACCUCGAAGCGGAUUGCUCGCAUUCCGAUCCGUGCGCCAGCUCCGUCUUCAAGCAUCUUGCAACGCAGACCAUCGAAGACACCUCAGGACUCCUCUCUCUAUGGCGGCUAUCGCCCCGCCAUUUCGUUCGGCCUACAAAACCUGGGCAACACGUGCUACCUGAAUGCCAUUACUCAGGCGCUGGGCUCUUUGCGGGAGUUCGUGGAGGACCUGCGUGCGAUGCCAAAGCACUUGCCAGAUGUCAGCAACGGCGCCCUCUUUCGAUGCACGGCCGGGAAUGCCUGUGGUCGCAUUGGUUUUGGAAGUGCUUGGUCGGAUUUGCAGCGCCAAGCUCCAGCGUCGAUCUACACGGGGCGUGUGGCGUGUGCCAAAACAACAAGAAUCAAGUCCACAUACUCAGAGAAGCUAGUGGAGCCAGCCAUCGACCAGCCCCUGGCCAGACAAGAGGUCGCCCACUCUGCGGCCUCAGCUGCUUUGGAAGCGCUUCAAGCCGGUGCCAAUGCAACCACCGUUCUGAUGCCCAGUGGGGCUGGCGACCUGGACGUUGGCCUUGAAAUCGUGCGGGGCUUCAUCGACACCCUUGACUCUGGGUCGCCGUUGCGCAUCAUGGUGACGGUGCCAAGCUCGCUUGCCUGGCUGGCACGUGGCAUGUAUGAAAGUAGCUUUGGAGAGUCCCUCACUUUGAUAGAUCUGGAUGAUAGGGGCGUAUCAAGAGAUCGGAUUGCCAGAACUCUGCAGAAGAAGUCCUCCAUGAUCUUCCUUUGUCCUUAUGAUAUGAUCUUGAAGUUUGGCCUUGCUUUCAUUGAAUCCAAGAUCAAGAUGCCGUUGGAUUUGGUGGUCUUUGCAACUGCACAUAUCCUGCGAGCUGGUGGCUUUCACAGCUUAGGUGCACGGGACGACGUGAUUCCGGCCGCCCGACGGGUGUUUAUUUCAGCCAGACACCUGGUGGGUAUGGCACCCGGGGCGCUCUUGGCGCCAGGGCAAGAGCCAGGUUAUCCGAAGGAAGCGCCACAAAGCAGGUUUGGGCAAGAAGUCUUCAGGCUCAACCAUGAGGAUGCAGAGAAACGUGAGCUCACGGUCCCUAUUCGCUUGCAGAUCAUCCAGUCGGUCACCGUGCGUGAGGUGGCCGAAGAGCUAGCAGAGUUGCAUGAGAAGCUGGGCAUCAGGUCGAUUCACAUUGUGCCAAAACAGCCUAGGCUGGCGGUUGCGCUAGAUGAAUCUCUGGGGAAGUUGACAGGCGAUUGUCGAGUGACCUCUGGGGAAAGCUCGGAAGCUUCAUUUGAUGCUUUGCUGGUUGCAGGGACCCGUCCUGGGUAUGUAGCCCUAGCGCAGGAAUUUCCGCGCCUCGCCAAUUGGCAGCCUGGGAAAACAGCAGGUCUCCUGAUUGUGGCUGGGGCUGCCAAGCACCAUGCAUCUGCUGCAUGGAUGGCUUUCGCCAUCGAGGAUGCCCGUGCUGAAGAGGCGUUGCAGAGAACCUCCGUAGAAUAUGGUCGCAUCGACCGGCGAUUGAAGUGGAACCAGCUACCUCUGGAAUUGCGCAGGGUGGUCAAUACAGGCAAUGCCCGCGAUGAAGCGGAAGUUGCCAUCGCUCGGGGUGUGGAGAUUCUUGGAGAUCCUUGGGACAUGUGGCUAGGCCGAUUGUUGGCCUACAAAGACCGGCACAGCAGUGCCAAUGCCCGCUUUUUGGCCACGCAAUUUGGCCAUGAACUGGGAUCAUGGCUUCAAGACCAACGUCAAGCGUGGGAACAAGGGAUCUUGCACGAGAGGAAAGUGGCACGAUUGAAAGCCCUUGGAGUGAUGCUAGACAAAGAGGCUGAGACCUUUGCAAAGGGCUUGUCAGAGCUGCGGACCUAUGUGGCCCAACAGCGUUCAAGCACGGUGCCUGCCAGCUGGGUCACCGACUCGGGCUUUAUGCUGGGUGACUGGGUGGUGGCGCAGCGCACCGCCCAACGGCGAGGCAAACUCAGCUUGCAGAAGCAGUUGCUCCUGAAGGAGGCCUUCUUUCUGUGGCAGCCAUCUGAAGCCCCAUCAUGGAUGUUCGAGCAUCCUUCCGAUCCUGAGGCUGCAGAGCUCACUCACUCGAUUGAAGAAGAACUUCGUAGCGUGAGAUGGCAAACCAUCACCGAGCGCCGCGGGAUUUUCCGCGCGAUGGUCUUGAAGCACCAUCCGGACAUCUCCGAUUCCAAGUACGCGAACGAUGCCAUUCGCUUCCUCUCGGAGGCAAAAGACUGGCCGAUGUUUCAAGGCAAUGUCCAGCAAGAUGCCCAUGAGUUCUUCCUGGAGUACAUGAAUCAGUUGCACGACGAGAUGUUGAAGCUUCACCAGGGUUGGGUGGCGAAGAACAGCCAUGCUGCCAUCGAGGAGCCUGCGCUGGCGACCCAAACCCACUUUGACGCGGAGGUGCAGCGACAAUUGAGCUGCGUCCAGCCUUGA